UUGUUAGGUUCUAGUUCUUAUUUCUUGGAUCCCAAGAUUGUGUUGGAGCUGUUUUUGAUUUUGUUUUGGAUGAAUACCUCCGUUGCUGUUAUGAAGACUAACGAUACAAAAUGCCAGAUAUCACCUCCUCCUGUGGGAAGGAAUGGCAGGAUUAAACUUAGGUCUAGGGAUUUAGUUUCUGAUCAUUGUAGAAGACGUAGGAACAUUGAACAUAUGAAGCACAGAGAUAAUGGAGAUUCGGCAUCAGAUACCACCAAUGAGAGGGAUAUAUCGGUUUCGGAUUCUGAAAGUGUCGUCUCUGGCUCAACCACCGCUCCGGAAUUCGAAUCCUUCACAGGAAAUGGACUGAUCAGGUUGGAAGAAGGAGAUAAUGAGCACGACAUCAUCAAGAAUAGAUUCAUCUUGGGUUUGGGUUCUCUUGGAAGGCAUGCUACGGUUGUCGCCGUUCACAAAAAUUCUUUCUCUAGCUUUCACAGACAAGCUCGAUUUCAAUCGUUCAAGAUCUUCUCGGAAGCGAUGUCUCUGAAGUGCAAUGGCAAUGCUAAUAUAAAAUACGCUUGGUAUGGAACUUCGAGGGAAAGGGUUCAUAGGACCGUUCACAAAAAUUCUUUCUCUAGCUUUCACAGAAGAGCUUUGCACGCCUGA
Messenger RNA from Macadamia integrifolia, 645 nucleotides. RefSeq names its product probable inactive poly [ADP-ribose] polymerase SRO2. The transcript has a single exon. The coding region runs from base 70 to 645 and encodes 191 amino acids. Lineage: Eukaryota; Viridiplantae; Streptophyta; Magnoliopsida; Proteales; Proteaceae. The record is from RefSeq and is a predicted model, not a curated record. Gene Ontology annotation, molecular function: NAD+ poly-ADP-ribosyltransferase activity.